This is a messenger RNA of Mus musculus (house mouse), 4978 nucleotides long. RefSeq names its product F-box and WD-40 domain protein 8 (gene Fbxw8). The record is from RefSeq and is marked validated. The transcript has 11 exons. Lineage: Eukaryota; Metazoa; Chordata; Mammalia; Rodentia; Muridae. Gene Ontology annotation, cellular component: perinuclear region of cytoplasm; 3M complex; Cul7-RING ubiquitin ligase complex. Bases 78 to 1874 code for a protein of 598 amino acids. Gene Ontology annotation, biological process: Golgi organization; cell population proliferation; positive regulation of dendrite morphogenesis. Gene Ontology annotation, molecular function: ubiquitin-like ligase-substrate adaptor activity.
GGACACUUCCGGCGGAUGGACAGUCCGUCCCCAUUCUGGCAGCCCCUGGGUGCCGCGUCGGCCUGGGCGCGUCAAGCAUGGACGACCACAACCUGGAGGAGUUCCGCCGGCACUGGCAGGAGGAGUUGGCGCAGUCACAGGCGCUGAGGCGACGGCGGCGGCUCGAGGCUGGGGAGCGGCGGUCGCCGCGAAGGCCCGAGGCGGGAGCGCGAGGCGAGCCGGCCUCGGGCUACCUGGGGCUGGCGCAGGGGCUGCUGGAGGGCGCGGGCCGACCCCCGGCGCCCAGGCCUGGCCGGGGAGGCGACAGGAAGGAUACGUCCAGCCGAUCGCGCUCACCCCCAGACCGCGACGCCACGGAGCCCGAGCCGCUGGUGGAUCAGCUCAUCCGCGACUUGAAUGAGCUGGAUGACGUGCCCUUCUUUGAUGUCCGUCUGCCUUACGAACUGGCCAUCAAUAUAUUCCAGUAUCUGAACAGAAGAGAGCUGGGACUGUGUGCUCAGGUGAGCAAGACAUGGAAGGUGAUUGCUGAAGACGAGGUGCUGUGGUACCGGCUGUGCCGACAGGAGGGGCACCUUCCCCACAGCAGAUUCUCCGAUUACACCUGCUGGAAGCUCAUCUUGCAAGAGUGCCUCGCCAAGGAGCACACAUUAAGAGCCAACUGGAAGAAUCGCAAAGGUGCCGUGAGCGAGCUGGAGCAUGUUCCCGACGCUGUUUUGUGUGACGUGCGUUCUCACGAUGGUGUGGUCAUUGCUGGAUACACGUCAGGGGAUGUGCGGGUGUGGGACACCCGCACCUGGGACUACGUGGCCCCCUUCCUGGAGUCUGAGUCUGAGGAGGAGGAUCCUGGAAUGCAGCCAUAUGUCUCCUUUGUGAGGAUCAACAGCUCGCUGGCAGUGGCGGCUUACGAGGAUGGGAUCCUUAACAUUUGGGACCUGAGAACCGGAAGGUUCCCUAUCUUUCGUUUUGAGCAUGACGCAAGAAUACAAGCCCUUGCGCUGAGCCAAGAAAAGCCCAUUGUUGCCACGGCUUCUGCUUUUGACGUUGUGAUGUUGUACCCCAACGAGGAGGGGCAUUGGCAUGUGGCCUCGGAGUUUGAAGUUCAGAAGCUGGUUGACUACCUUGAAAUAGUUCCGAAUACUGGGAGGUACCCUGUGGCAAUAGCCACAGCCGGGGAUCUGGUGUACCUGCUGAAGGCCGACGACUCAGCCAGAACCCUUCAUUAUGUCUAUGGCCAGCCUGCCACAUGUCUGGAUGUCUCAGCCAGCCAGGUUGCCUUUGGAGUGAAGAGUCUAGGAUGGGUGUAUGAAGGAAACAAGAUCCUGGUGUACAGCCUGGAAGCAGAGCGCUGCCUCUCGAAGCUGGGCAAUGCACUUGGAGACUUUACCUGUGUCAACAUCCGGGAUAGCCCUCCCAACCUCAUGGUCAGCGGCAACAUGGACAGGAGAGUGAGGAUCCAUGACCUCCGCAGCGAUAAGAUCGCCCUGUCGCUGUCUGCCCAUCAGCUGGGGGUGUCCGCAGUCCAGAUGGAUGACUGGAAGGUUGUCAGUGGAGGCGAGGAGGGGCUGGUGUCUGUGUGGGAUUACCGCAUGAACCAGAAGCUGUGGGAAGUGCACUCCAGGCACCCUGUGCGCUAUCUCUCCUUCAAUAGCCACAGCCUCAUCACUGCCAACGUGCCCUACGAGAAGGUGCUGCGAAACUCCGACCUCGACAACUUUGCCUGUCACAGGAGACAUCGUGGCCUGAUCCAUGCCUAUGAAUUUGCUGUGGACCAGCUGGCCUUUCAGAGCCCCCUUCCUGUCUGCCGCUUACCCCGUGACAUCAUGGCUGGAUACAGCUAUGACCUCGCACUGUCUUUCCCCCAUGACAGUAUUUAGGGUGUCACCUCAUGUAGACGUGGAAAGGGCAGUUUUACAAAUGUUAGAGUUGGAGAGAGGCUCUGCAGCACAUGGUGGGAGUUUGGGGACAGUGUCCUGUAUGACUGUGGCCACACAGCCCUGUUGCCCUGUACAGAACCAGACUCCAUUGCUGCCUUUCUCCUCCUCCUCCUCCUCCUCAGGCUUUGGUAGGACUGGCUGAUGACUCAGAGUUAACCUUUCCAGGGGUGGCUCCUCCCCCUCAGCCUAUGGCAGCAGUGACACCCCCCCUCGUUCCAUAGGCCAGGGACACAGGGCCUUCACUUGCACUGUCUCCUGGGUGUGGUGCUGAGGGUGGAACCAGAAUCUCACACGCAUAGGCAAGCGUCAGCCUCCAAGCUGCCUCCCCAGCUGUCAGCCUCCCCAGCUGUCUCCUCCAGGCACCCUCCAGUGCAGCCCCUCCUCUGGGAUUCACACCGUUGAUAAUUAUAGGGCCACCUUACCUGUAGGAGCUGUUCUGUCCUGUACAUGUGCUAUGAAGGAGACAGCCAUCCUUCCUGCAGAGGGAAAGGGUCAUUGCACAGGGAUAGGGUCAGUCUCCAAGCCUAGCCGGUGGUGUCUCUUCCUGACAAACGCAGCCAUAGCUCACCCACUCUGCCUUCAGAGUGUCAUGGACAAAUCCACACAUAGUGGCCAGGAGACCCAGUCAGAGCUCUUCAGAAUCCCCACAGACCAGGCACCUAACACACCUGCACAGAGGCCACCAGGUCUCAGGAGACAAAGUUCCUCUCCCAGGGAAUACCAGCUCAAAAAACAAGUGGGCUGGCAAACUCCACAUUGGGUCUGCCGAGAGCAAGAAAAAAGAGGGGGGUGGGGGAGCUCCAUGGGGUGGAUCCCAGGCUGGCAGCAGGAAGGUGCUGGAAGGCCUGAGAGGGUGUGCAGUGCCCUCCCCGAGCCCUGGUGGUCUCCUCCUGUGUGCUGGGAUGGAGUCUAGUGGGUUUGUGGCAUGAUCUCAGAUCUUGGCAUUGAGGCCUCUCCCCAUGCACAAGUGCCCAGGGGAGCUCACCUCCCUCUUGCUGGGCUGGCGCCCCCUGCUGGCCUGGUCUUGCUGUGUCCUCACUCGAGCAUUCCCAGUCCUAAGCUGUCCACUGGAGACAUUUCUGUCAGAGAAAUUGGCUGUGCGGUCAGCUCCUUUCUGGGCUUCGCAGCCAUGAAAGGCCACUGAAGAGCAGAGGUGACUAGAGUAGUUUCAAGCAUACAUGCCCUUCUAGCCCCCAAUCCCUGCCCCCUACCCCCACAGAGCAUCUGUCCUCGCUGGCUCCUGCCACUGCACCUGCUCCCAGGGUGGGGGACAGGCUGGCUCCCUGUGCUGCCUCUGAAGCCAGAAGACACCAGGACACAGCCCUGGGAGCCAGGGGUGGUCACACAUCUGCAGCUUGCCUUUUGCCUUAAGCGGCCACUUCUGCUCUGUUAUUAAAGGUUCUACACUGAUGAGCGUGUGUGCUGCUCCUGUAAGGACUCGUUUGAAGUCUUCCUCUGCCCUGUGUAGUCUGGUUUAUUUCCCCCGGCUGGGGGUGCAGGGGCACAACAUGACAUGUGCACACAGACUAGGCUGUCCAUGCAGGCGACAUGCUGCUCCUGAAGCUCAGACAGCAGUUCCCAUGGCAGAGUCUAGGGUACUGUGGUGUCUUUCAGCUGAGCGACAGGAUUGCCAGCCUCCCUCAGCAGGGGCACUUGGUACCCCCAUAAGGGUGGCAUGCCCCAGUCCACUUGUUACAGGGCAGGGCAGUACCACGAGCUAGUUAGUUGCUUGGAAUUAAGAACAGCCUCCCCUAGUGAGGGGUUUCAGGUGAUGACUGCCCCGUGACAGUGGCUCAGAUGGAGACACUACCCAUGGGCUCUUGCUUGAAGCAGCAGAUGGCACGGGCCAUGGCACCGUGGCCCACACAGCCAAGCCAGAUGGGUUACCUGGCUCCUGCGGCAGGCCUGCGGUGACUUGGCCAGCACUGCCCGUGUGCGAGGUGGCAGAGCCCCUCCUGUGCAGCAGCCUGGGCCUACUGCGGUGCACUAGGGAACUUCUCCCUGGAACAGAAGAGGAGCACCAGCCUGUGCCUGGCCGAGCCGAGCUUGUGCUGUGGCAGCUGCCCUUCCCAAGACAGACGUGCUGCCUCUCACCGCGGCAGGGGCCCUUUGAGUCCCCCCACUUUCCCUGUGGGGACAAGCCUGUCCCUUGCUGGCUUAGUGUUACUGUUUUGCCACCCUGCCCUGGCCAGAGUUCCGAGUCCUCCUGUGGCCAUGUUCCUGCCCCAAGCCCUGUUGGCAUUUGUCCAACUCAUGAAGACAAAGGUGCCAGUGAUGCCAUCGGGAGUGGCCUGGUUCCGGCACUGGCUCCCUCAAGGUCACGGCAUACAAGGACAGCCUUUAUGGCAGGUGUUUGCCAAACCUCAAGGUGACUUGCACUUCUGCCUCUCCUUCCACCAACUUGGGCCUCUUCCAGCACAGUGGAACUUGGACUGGUCAACUGCAGAGGAUCAGACCUGAGGGCCUGCCCUCUCCCACCUAACAGAGGGGCUUUGUUCACGUCUCGAAGAGCCUGGUUUGCCAAGUGGUCAGAGUGGCAGGCUGCUCUGGGCUUGCUCUGUUUCUUACCCAUAAGUUCUGUGUCACUAGGCUGCAGGUAUCCAUCCAGCCAUGUCUAUGAGGUUUGUAUCACACAGCCCUCCGGGGAAAGUAUCAGAUUAAACAUUAGCCUCCAACCACCACCAAACUGGGGGAGGGGACAACUUUAUAAGUAGAGCAUUGUGAUGCCACACACACACACUCGCUGAGUGUCCCACCACUCAGGAGGAUUUUAAGUUUGAGGACCAAUCUCUAGAAUCAAUUGUCAGUAACAGGACAGUACUGUAGGGUAGAUCUCGCUUUCAGUCUGCUACAGAAUAGAGAGCACACCCAACCUCCACCCAGCCACUGAGGCCCCAGCUCUGCCUGCUUCUCUACCCACAGCCCUACUCCCAGCUCCUCAGCAGUAGCCUUGGGUGCCACCAAGUCAGCUUCAGUGUGGUUGAUGAAGAGCCUGUACUUACCUGUCCCCAAAUAAAUGUUAGCACAAAGCCUGCUUCACACUG